UAAAAAUAACUAUCGAACAUUAAUCGAUUGUUGGGAGAGCUGUGAAGCCGACGAUUUUACGUCAAAAGCGAAAUAAGUUUAUUUAACGUACGAAAAAGCUAAGCAUAAUGUCAGCAAAGGCAGCUUUACCUCUGCAAAUGUUUGGCCGGCGACUCGUCCACCUGCGGUCAUCGGUCACUUCCCAAAAUAUGAGUGCCCUCCGUUUGUACAGCACAGAGAAACAGCCGGAAGAAACGGCGGAGCAGAAGGCCACCGAAUCCUCGCCAGAAGUGGAGAAACUCACCAAGGAACUGGCCGCCGCCAAGGAGCAGAAUGCCGAGCUACUGGACAAAUACAAGCGUUCGCUCGCCGACAGCGAAAACAUGAGGAACCGACUGAACAAACAGAUCAGCGACGCCAAGAUCUUUGGCAUCCAGAGCUUCUGCAAGGAUCUGCUCGAGGUGGCGGACACCCUGGGACAUGCCACACAGGCGGUGCCCAAGGAUAAGCUCAGCGGCAAUGCUGAUUUAAAGAACCUGUACGAGGGCCUCACCAUGACGCGCGCCUCGCUGCUGCAGGUGUUCAAGCGACACGGACUGGAGCCACUGGAUCCCAUCAACCAGAAGUUCGACCCCAAUCAGCACGAGGCGCUGUUCCAGAAGGAGGACAAGACCGUCGAGGCCAACACCGUGGUGGAGGUGACCAAGCUGGGCUACAAACUGCACGAGCGUUGCAUACGCCCGGCUUUGGUGGGCGUGUCGAAGUGUUGAUAGCCAUGCGGCUGCCCAGAGGCAUGUGUAAAUUCCCAGUACCCCCUCCUAAACCAAUUUACAUGGCGUGUGUCUCUCAGUUGUUUGCAAUUUGUUUUCCGCUGCAAAAUUCAUGUACGUAAACCCUGUGUAAAUACAACCUAUCCCACAAACGCAUCCUUCGGGCAAAGCUUGCGAAUUUAGAAUUCCUCCUAGUUUCUAAGAGAUCUGUGACUGGAUUUGAUGGCCACAAUUUGUACCACACGCGUGGCCAUCGAGUGUUCCACUUUAAGGUUUAAUUACGAUAAUAAAACAUGUUUUAGUUUGUUGAAAUAUA
Messenger RNA from Drosophila simulans, 1065 nucleotides. RefSeq names its product grpE protein homolog, mitochondrial (gene Roe1). Bases 108 to 749 code for a protein of 213 amino acids. The transcript has 3 exons. Gene Ontology annotation, molecular function: adenyl-nucleotide exchange factor activity; protein homodimerization activity; protein-folding chaperone binding. The record is from RefSeq and is a predicted model, not a curated record. Gene Ontology annotation, biological process: protein import into mitochondrial matrix; protein folding. Gene Ontology annotation, cellular component: PAM complex, Tim23 associated import motor. Lineage: Eukaryota; Metazoa; Arthropoda; Insecta; Diptera; Drosophilidae.